AUGCCUGCCGCAAAUGUAGCUGCGAUACCUACAGAUGCGGCCUCGGCGCCGGCCUCGCGGAAAACCUCACUCGCACCGGAGAGGAAGUACAAGUGCCAGUUCUGCAACCGCGCCUUCAGUAGAAGUGAGCAUCGGAGUCGUCACGAGAGGUCUCAUACCAAGGAGCGACCAUUUAAGUGUAUGAAAUGCCGCAGCACCUUCGUACGUCGUGAUCUACUGCUUCGCCAUGAUCGCACUGUUCACGCGAAAGACGGCGGAGUUCCUCUGCACAGCGAUGGAAAGCGUCGUGGUGGAGCCAAGCCUAGAGCUGUUGCGACACCCAACAAGGAGCCGAUAGGCAUAGAUGCGGCCGCCCUGGAACAGAUCGAAGCCAGCAGCGAAGGUGUUUUCGACGUGGAGACGGCAGCGAUGCUCGUUGCAGACUUACAUCACAAAGCUACCGCCGCAAUGCGUGCUAAUAGCGGUGAAGGCAGUUCUGGGGCCGCGUAUCCGCAGAGCGGGGCAAACAUGAUGGACUCGCCCGUGUCUUUUCCUUCUGGGCCUAUUGCUAUUCCACAGUGGGACACCUUCAUGCCUCAGGCGGUGGCAGAGCCCAAGGCCCAUUCCAUCGCGUCGAGUGCGUCAGGCUCUUUUGAGUCCCAGCCCAAUUUCAACGGAUCCCUUGCUCAACAUCCAGCCCAGCUUCCCCCUCUUGGUACUCCGACAUUAAAUGCCCCCGCUCCUCCGCACUCACCCUUCCUGGCUCAUGGCGGUGUUCACAGUCCAGUCGAGUCCCAUCAGGCCCAGUCCAUGGCCGGGUUUAAAGCCCCUCAGGUUAUCGGUGACGAAGAGCGCAACAUGAUACUGGAUAACAUUCGCACAAGUGACAGUGAACAAGCUAUCCCAGACGGCUUCCGCCUACCAAAUCUUCCCUCGCUGAAUCGCUACCUCGCCACUUACUUCGGACUGUUCCAUCACCAUCUGCCGUUCCUGCAUCCAUCAUCGUUUAAGCCCACCGAGGUCUCGUCUCCUCUGCUGCUCGCAGUCCUGUCCAUUGGUGCACUUUAUGCGUUUGAUCAAGAUCAAGCCUACGCUCUCCAUAUUGGAUCCAAAGUGCUUGUCAAUCAAUUCCUGCAAAACAAGGAGAAUUUUAGCUCUCGCCAAUGUCCUCUUUGGACGAUGCAGAGCUCGCUUCUCAACAUGAUAUUUGCCAGUUGGAGUGGUGAUCCUAAGGGUCUUGAGUGGGCUUGCUCCAUCAAGAGUUUGUUGGCCAACAUGGUGUCUGGUAACCGUUAUGAGUUGAAGCUUCGACAAGAGGCCAGAGAGACACGCUUGCCUUCUCGCGCCGAGUGGAUUGAGGACGAAGGCUGCAGACGUACGUACUAUGCGGUUUACAUCUUCUUCGGAUUGCUCACUUUGACCUACAACCACACUCCUGCGAUUGGGUUCAAUGAGUUUGAGGACUUGCAAUUACCGUCGACGGAAGGGCUCUGGAACGCAGUGGUCUCAGACGAGGCUGCUUGGCAAGAACAGCUUAAGGCUUCUCACACGGUGGUGUUCAUGCAGGCGCAUGAAAAUCUGUUCCAGGGUGAGAUGCUCAAGUACAGCGCGUUCGCCACUCGUGUCAUGAUAAACGCACUCUUCCUGGAGGUUUGGUACCACAAGCGUAGCCCGGAGGCUCUGCAGGAUGUUGUCACAGAGUACAAGCUGAGGCUCGCUCUGGAGACUUGGGAGAAGUCCCUGGAACUGUGCGAGCCGGAAGCAGUCGCCGUACCUCUGAGUGCGCCUCACAAGGGCCACCCAUUGCUCUUCAACGCCAAGGCCAUGUUCCGCAAUGCGCGUUCCCGCCUGGAGGUUGACUUGAAGGCCGUGCAAGAGGCACUGCGGUACCACGACUCCUACGAGGUUGCUGCGGCUAUGUCAAGUGCCCGUGACAAGGUCAAGCGCACAACUGAGAUGCUCAAGGUUAUCCAAGAGUGCUUCAACUGCAUUGAAACGGCUGUUCUGCAGGGUGUCCGCUGGGUGGCGCGCACAUCGCCUACCCAGUGGAGCAUAGAACAUCCUCUGUGCGGACUCGACAUGAUGAUUAUCCUCAGUCUUUGGCUCUACCGUCUGGAACAUGACGAGGAGCCUGCCACCGACGAUGAGUUAGCCAUGUACAACAAGAUCCGCCAGCUUUUUGACAAGGACCUUGACGAGUCCUAUGUAGCUCAUCUAAGCUCUAUUGUCGCCCGCCUGUGGGGCUCGAUGCUGGAUGAGGUGGUUGUUUGGGGAAUCACACGUUUGAUGGGUGAAUCCUUCCGCCUCCACUCGCAAGCCUUAGUCGGUUACGUGGAUGAUGUCGAGGCGUCGUCGAAUGUUUCGACGCCGGAGAUGUCACAGGGUGCCGACGAAGACAGCGUGUAUUAA
Molecule: messenger RNA, 2388 nt
Organism: Pyricularia pennisetigena
Lineage: Eukaryota; Fungi; Ascomycota; Sordariomycetes; Magnaporthales; Pyriculariaceae
Exons: 4
Coding region: 1-2388 (795 amino acids)
Biological process (GO): regulation of transcription by RNA polymerase II; DNA-templated transcription
Cellular component (GO): chromatin
Molecular function (GO): zinc ion binding; RNA polymerase II cis-regulatory region sequence-specific DNA binding; DNA-binding transcription factor activity, RNA polymerase II-specific
Source: RefSeq, a predicted model, not a curated record